GGGCGGGUCCUGGCCGCCACCAUGCGGGGCGAGCUCUGGCUCCUCGUGCUGGCGCUCGGGGAGGCGGCCCGGGCGCUCGGGCCCCAGUCCGGAGCAGGUCAGGAUGCAGGCCGAGGCCCAGGAUGGGGCAGCAAAGGGACCACGCAGGGCUGGAACCGGAAAGCCCACGAGAGCCCUGCGCAGGUGUCAGAGCCGGACAGGACACAGCUGAGCCAGGACCUGGGUGGGGACACCCUGGCCAUUGACACACUGCCGGAUAACGGGACCAGGGUGGUGGAGGACAACCACAGCUACUAUGUGUCCCGCCUGUACGGCCCCAGUGAGCCCCGAAGCCGGGAACUGUGGGUGGAUGUGGCCGAGGCCAACCGGAGCCAUGUGAAGGUCCACAGAAUCCUGUCCAACACUCACCGGCAGGCUUCGAGAGUGGUCUUGUCCUUUGAUUUCCCUUUCUACGGGCAUCCUCUGCGGCAGAUCACCAUAGCAACCGGAGGCUUCAUCUUCAUGGGGGACGUGAUCCAUCGGAUGCUUACAGCUACUCAGUACGUGGCCCCUCUGAUGGCCAACUUCAACCCUGGCUACUCCGACAACUCCACAGUUGCCUACUUUGACAAUGGGACGGUCUUUGUUGUUCAGUGGGACCACGUCUAUCUCCAAGGCCGGGAGAACAGGGGCAGCUUCACCUUCCAGGCAGCUCUGCACCGUGAUGGCCGCAUUGUAUUCGGCUAUAAAGAGAUCCCUAUGUCUGUCCUGGAAAUCAGCUCCUCCCAGCACCCUGUGAAAUCAGGCCUGUCAGACGCCUUUAUGAUUCUCAAUCCAUCCCCGGACGUGCCCGAAUCUCGGCGGAGGACCAUCUUCGAAUACCACCGUGUGGAACUGGACUCCAGCAAAGUCGCCAGCAUGUCAGCCGUGGAAUUCACUCCACUGCCAACCUGCCUGCAGCAUCGGAGCUGUGAUGCCUGCGUGUCCUCGGACCUGACCUUCAACUGCAGCUGGUGCCAUGUCCUGCAGAGAUGCUCCAGUGGCUUUGAUCGCUACCGCCAAGAGUGGCUGACCUACGGCUGUGCCCAGGAGGCAGAGGGCAGGACGUGUGAGGACUUCCAGGAUGAGGACCACUACUCGUCCUCCCCCGACAGCUCCUUUGGCCCCUCUGACGGAGACCUCACCACCACUUCCUCCUCCCUCUUCAUUGACAGCCUCACCACAGAAGAUGACACCAAGGUGAACCUGUAUGCGGGAGGGGAAGGGCUUCAAAACAACCUGUCCCCCAAGGCCAAGGGCCCCCCAGUGCACCUGGGCACCAUUGUGGGCAUCGUGCUGGCAGUCCUUCUUGUGGCGGUCAUCAUCCUGGCUGGAAUCUACAUCAACGGCCACCCCACCUCCAACGCUGCGCUCUUCCUCAUCGAGCGGAGACCUCACCACUGGCCUGCCAUGAAGUUCCGCAACCACCCCAACCACUCCACCUACACAGAGGUUGAGCCCUCGGGCCACGAGAAGGAGGGCUUCGUGGAGGCCGAGCAGUGCUGAGAGCGCCAGGCCUCCCUCGGAGGGUAGGAAGGCCCAUGACCCCCCAAAAGAUGAGUCCAAGCAAAGUGGCCCCCUCGGGACAUACCCUGGCUGGGAAGAUGAGCAAGUAGCUGGUGUUGCCAGAACUAUAGGGUGGCCAGCUCACCCUGAUACUGAGGUGGGGACAGAAAAGCAACUAUAUUGAGUUUUUAAGGAACAAUAACCUAAUUUCAUCCUGUUUUGGUGCCAGAGGUGCCCCCUUGUGAGUCUCUCGAUGGUCCACUCUGUAGCUACCCCAGAGGUCCCCUCCCACCUGGAGUUGGCCAGAUGCUCUGUUCCCGGCCACCCAGUGCCCUUGCUUAUGGCACAAGAGGACUAAGCUCUAGAUUGGGACAGCGCAGUCCAAACUCCAUAGACUCAAGAGCUGGUGCUCAUGGCUAUGGAUUCGGGGUAUUUAGUCACAGCUUCUGGGCUCUGGAAGUCUGGAGAAGGAGUUUCCUCCAUCUGUAACCACAGGCCUGACUGCAUUCGCACUUACGCCAGCCACUGAGUGGCCUGUGUCACGAGAGGGAAGUCAAAUGGGAGGAAAGAAAAUUGCAUUUUUAGGCUUUGCUUCCCCAACCUGCCGAUUCUGCUAAGAACCAGUACUCUUCUGCAUGGAACAUGUGUGCUGCCCGCCACCCAGCCUCUGUGCCACCUGAGCCCACCUUGACCUGCCAGCUGUGCUGUGGGCAGCCUCACCUGCCCAUGGGGUCUUUAACUGAUGGCACACUAAGGGUCCCUUCUAGUCACUGGCCUGCCCUUCUGUCAGUGCCAGUGAGUACCUCCAAAGGCAGGGCUUACCUGAUUCAUGUUUUUACUCCCUCUGGCUGGAUUCUAUUGCCAUUCAAGAUCAACUGGGUGGCAAGAGGGCUUCUGGCUACCUGAGUUGGAUUCCAUUGAGAAGCAAAGCCGCCAGAGGGGGUCAGGUCGCAGGAAGCUGUCAUGAGAAGGAGGCACUUGCUACACAAAACCUUGACCUGGGAAGUUGCUUCCUUUUCUCCAGAUCUGCCAGAAGUUUUGGGGGGCAGAUGACUUAGUCUCCCAAUCUUCACCUGGCUUUAAAGGGACUCUGUGCCAGGGAUGAGUUGGGCCUGUACCUGAAGAUGAUUUAAAAUUAAAACCAUAACUCACCCUCAUUCAAAGUAAAAAAAUAACAGCAACAAAUAAAUGUUAAAUCAUUCUCUGCAUGGUCACGCCCUUUCGUGCAUGUCACCAGGCUGCUGUGAAGGGGCACAGG
Talpa occidentalis (Iberian mole) is the source of this 2782-nucleotide messenger RNA. It is a transcript of the gene PLXDC1, whose product is annotated as plexin domain containing 1. The record is from RefSeq and is a predicted model, not a curated record. Bases 22 to 1524 code for a protein of 500 amino acids. NCBI's taxonomy places the organism in Eukaryota, Metazoa, Chordata, Mammalia, Eulipotyphla, Talpidae. The transcript has 14 exons.